Molecule: messenger RNA, 1771 nt
Organism: Portunus trituberculatus (swimming crab)
Lineage: Eukaryota; Metazoa; Arthropoda; Malacostraca; Decapoda; Portunidae
Gene: Uch
Product: ubiquitin carboxyl-terminal hydrolase isozyme L3-like
Exons: 8
Coding region: 114-800 (228 amino acids)
Biological process (GO): protein deubiquitination; ubiquitin-dependent protein catabolic process
Cellular component (GO): cytoplasm
Molecular function (GO): cysteine-type deubiquitinase activity
Source: RefSeq, a predicted model, not a curated record
ACAAGCUCCCUCUGCCUGUGCCUUCCCUCUCUCACGCAGUCCACCUCCACCAGCCACCGUGGUUCAGUCAUCUUAUAUCCUGUGCUCCCUCUCAGUACUCCAACUCAUACAAGAUGGUCCGCUGGCUUCCCCUCGAGUCCAACCCUGCUGUGAUGAACAAGUUCAUGAGUGGACUUGGCGUUCCUGCAAGCUGGACCAUUCAUGACGUGUACGGCCUGGACGAUGACAUGCUGGCGAUGGUGCCCCAGCCUGUGUGCGCCGUCAUCCUGCUGUACCCAUUCUCAGACAAGCAAGAGGAUUUCAAGAAGAAGCAGGAGGAGGAGCAGGAAACAGCAGGUGGUGACAUCCCUGAGAAUGUGUACUUCAUGAAGCAGUUUGUGGGCAACGCUUGUGGCACGGUGGCUCUGAUUCAUGCUGUGGCAAACAACAGGGACAGGAUCGAGCUGUCUGAUGGUGCCCUGAAGGAGUUCCUAGACAAGACAGAGUCCAUGAACCCCGAGGACAAAGGCCACGCACUGGAGGGAGACGACGGCAUCUCCAAGGCCCAUGAGGAGUCAGCACAGGAGGGCCAGACUGAGGCCCCUGAUCGCGAAGCCCAAGUCAACGAACAUUUUGUAGCCUUUGUACACAAGGAUGGAAAACUUUACGAAUUUGAUGGACGCAGGAAGUUCCCCAUUAGUCACGGAGACGCCUCAGCAGACAGUGUUCUUGCUGAUGCUGCCAAGGUGUGCCGCCAGUACAUGGACCGUGACCCUGAUGAGUCUCGCUUCGCUGUGGUGGCCCUGGCCUGCUCUGAGUAAGACCACCACCACCAGCACCACCACCACCUGCCUGUAGCUGUAUUGAUGUGAAAGAGUCUCAUCUCACUAUUUUCCUGCAGUUUGUCCUUUUCAGUUGGCUGUUUUGUUUGUUUUUCUGAUUUUUUUAUUUUGUGAUUUUUCUUGAUUUCUUUGGGGCAUUAAUGAUAGACCAUUAGCCAGCUAUUGUUUUGCUAGUCAAACGGCUAACUGUGGACCAAAGUUGCUCAAAAUUGUAAGAGAGGUUGUGUUUGUACUGGAGCAGGAGGUGGCCUGGCUCUAGUGGUGGGGCAGUGAAGGCCGACCACCACCUGGCUGUGUCCUGGUGCCCCACCGCUGCAGCACCAUACCCUGCUGGAGGUACCGGUGAAAUGGACUGUAGCUGUUGUGGUAAUGAUCUUUAGCCUCAAGUGGUUAUGUAAUUCUGUAACAGCCUUCCCCAAAUGAUAAGUGUAUCAUGAGCACAGGUAUUAGUAAGGAGACAGUGUUGCUUUUGUUUACUUUUGCUAGUAUGUUGAAAAGAAUUACUGAUUUAGUUGCAGCAAAAUACUGUUAAGCAUUCCUAUGGUUACUUUGUGGGGAAAUGUAAAGGAAGUAUUUUGUUUCCUUAAUUGAUUUUUUUUUUUUUUUUUAUAAUUUAGAGCAAUUGUUUGAGCAGGUUGCUGUGUUAAGGUGAAGCAUCAUGAGCACUUGAUGUGAUGUGAUACUGUGUACCAUUGUAUCUUGAUUACUGGCUAGUGUCUCAACACAUUACCUUGUCCCUAGUCAGUCUACAGCUAAACCUUUCACUGAGUGGAGCUUCAUAUACUCUAUAGGCUUCAGUAAAAUUGACUUUAUUGUUGUCACAAGGAAUAUUAAUUACACUCCUGGUCAAAUUUGUCUGGUCACCGGCCUGUCCACCUCAUGACAAGAUGCAAGGCUAAACUUACUCUACUGCAUUGGCUGUAUAAUUUUCAAUAAAGUAAAUUUCUUAU